CAAAGUAAUAUGUGAACGUCGUUCAUUAGUUAACCAAGUGUUGAAUAGAAUGCUGUCAUUUUUCGUAAUUGCAAUUGAAAUUAUUGAGUUUUAGUAUCAACCAUCGCCGAUUGAUUGGAGUUGCAAAAAAAGAGUUCCACGAAUUAACCACGUAAACGCCUAAAUUUUUUUUGGGAAAUUGAAUUGAUUCAAGAUGUCACAUCGUUCGCGGCGAGGUGAUGACCAAGAUAGGUCACACUCAUCACACAGAUACGAAAAAUAUGAACAUCGUCAUCGACGGGACGAUUCAAGAGACCGAGACUAUUAUCAUUCAAAGUCAAGUAGUUCACGACGUGAUAAAUAUCGAAGUAGAAGUCGGUCACCGUCGUACAGUUCGAAAAGUUAUACAAGACACCAUCGCAAUAGUCGAAGUCGUUCACCGGUUCACAGUUCAAGGCAUUAUCGUAGCCGAAGCCGAUCGCCCGGAUACAGCAAUUCAAGGCAUCAAGAUGAUUAUCAUCGAUCUCAUCAUCGUUCGAGGGACCACAAAGACGACCACAGGGAUUUGCGGGAGUCAAAAUCUCGUGAUUCACGCGAACAUUCACAAUCAAGAUACAAUAUACAUGAAAAAUUUGAUACAAAAAAUUCAAUUGAUAAACCAUACACAAAACACGAAGAGGUUGCAUCGAAUAAUAUGAUUGAUCGAGCAGGAUCAUCAGCCAUAUCAAGCCAAACCAAUGAAAAUGCACACAGUGAACAGCCAAAGACCAUAACAUACGAUCCCAACGAUCCGGAUGCAGUAUUAGAGGAGGAAAAACAACGUAUUCAACGUGAAACACUCGAACGUUUACAAAAGCAUUUAGAAGCCGAAGGAAAAUCAUACCCACCGAAAAAACCACAAGCCUCACAUCCGAUUUUUGCCAAUGACGGCUCAUUUUUGGAAAUGUUUAAAACUAUUCAAGGUAAUAUGCAGCAACAGCAACACUUUCAACAACAGCCGCAAUUAAUACCACAAUCACAGAGUACAAGUGGUAUUGCACAACCGACCAAACCAACGGCACCGACCUCAUCAACAGCAAAUUCAAUUAAUCGAUUCCAACCGAUAAAUCGAAGACGUGGCGCAAAAAUUCUAAAAACAGGCAUCGUACAAAAGCAACGUGUCGUCGAAGAAACGGAUGAAGCAACCGCCGCAUCAAACGAUUCAUGGAAUGCCUAUUUAAAAGAAGUGAAACGAUACAAAACCGUUACAUGCAGCGAUGACAACAUGACACGUUCACUUGUCAAAUGAAUUUUGCGCGUGGCAUUUUUUUUUUCUUAUCUGCAUGAAUAUUUCACAGUGGUUUGAUUUGUUCCUUUUUUUGCAGUAAUAAACGAUUGCAUUUGUUUA
Messenger RNA from Contarinia nasturtii (swede midge), 1366 nucleotides. Its product is annotated as serine/arginine-rich splicing factor 4. Gene Ontology annotation, molecular function: 5'-3' exonuclease activity; 3'-5' exonuclease activity. The transcript is spliced from 2 exons. Bases 194 to 1267 code for a protein of 357 amino acids. Lineage: Eukaryota; Metazoa; Arthropoda; Insecta; Diptera; Cecidomyiidae. The record is from RefSeq and is a predicted model, not a curated record.